Messenger RNA from Talaromyces stipitatus ATCC 10500, 996 nucleotides. RefSeq lists its product as uncharacterized. Lineage: Eukaryota; Fungi; Ascomycota; Eurotiomycetes; Eurotiales; Trichocomaceae. The record is from RefSeq and is a predicted model, not a curated record. The transcript is spliced from 2 exons. The coding region runs from base 1 to 996 and encodes 331 amino acids.
AUGGCGUCUAACAACAUUCACCAUGGCGAGGUCACCAUAUCUACGCAGCCAACGACGCCGAUCCACUACUCUUAUGUCCCAGGGGGCGAUCAGACAGAGCAUGGAGUGGGAUAUCUCAUAGUCUUCCUCAGUGGACUCCACGAUCCCAGGAAGGUAUGGACACCAGUGCUGCGCUUCCUCGACAAAGACUGGCCGCAGGGCAUUGCUCGACCGGCAAUGCUCCUGUAUGAUCGCUUCGGUUCCGGGGAGACAGCAAAGAAACACACCUCCGAAGCGCACGAUGCAAUGGAUGCAGCAAAGGAUCUACGAGAGCUGAUUAUUUGCGUAGCUGACAAGCAUCUCCAAAUACCAGCCAACAAAGUCACUGGUCUGCCGCUUAUAUUCGUAGCACACUCCUUUGGCGGUGUCAUUGCUGAGUUGUAUGCUAAGCAAUAUCCAAGGGCUGUGGCAGCAUUACUGUUGCUAGAUCCAUCACCCACCGACACUGAUGGAGAGAGCUGGUUUCCAGACCCGGAUGCAUCCGACUUCAAGCCCGAAUUGCUUCCGGAUGGUGUUACAACGGCCAUACUUCGCAAAGCCAGAGCACAGCAGCGAGCUAGCCCUUAUAACCCCAACACACCAAAUAAAGAAGGGAUCAAGUGGGACAAUCUAUCUACGUACAUACCAGAAGUCGGUACACCGCAGCUGAUAGGUCCUUGGGAAGGCACGCCUAUUCUCGCGAUCAUGGCGCAUGAUCCUUCACCUUACGCCGAGCAAGUGAGGAAGCUGACUGGAAUUCCAGCCUUGUUAACACUGACUUAUAAUUCUCCGAACUGGUUCCGCUAUCUUGAGAGACUGGCGAAAUUGGUGCCACCGCAUCUUCGAAAGGGUCCGACGGUGGCGAAAGGAAGUGGACAUUUCAUACCAUUGGAACAGCCUAAACUGGUGGCUGCGGAGGUCAAGGAGCUCAUCCAGAAGCUGCAGCUUCUACAUAAUGUACAGAAUAGCAGGCUAUGA